CAAUUACUCUCAGACCGCCGUGUCACCUGUUUCUCUGCACAGACUUUAGAAACUGCAUGCAAGGGGAAGCAGCUGGAAUUAAAUCAGAGACAAAAUCAGGAUGCAGGAGUAUGAUGUGAUAGUGCUUGGAACUGGAAUUAAGGAAUGUGUCCUAUCUGGCCUAAUGUCUCUGAGUGGGAAAAAGGUCCUUCACAUUGACAAGAACUCUUACCAUGGAGGAGAAAGUGCUUCCAUUUCUCCCCUCGAGGAGCUGUACAGGCGGUUUAAGGUUCCAGGCCCUCCUAAAUCGAUCCGACGAGGGAAAGAGUGGAACGUGGAUCUCGUUCCCAAGUUUUUUCUUGCCACUGGCCAGCUGGUAAAGAUAUUGGUACACACUGAGGUGACUCGUUAUCUGGACUUCAAAGUUGUUGAAGGGAGUUAUGUGUUCAAAGCAGGCAAAGUGCACAAAGUCCCUGCCACAGAGGAGGAUGCACAGUGCUCAGAUCUGAUGGGCAUGUUUGACAAGAGGAGGUUCAAGAAGAUGCUGCACUUUGUCCUGAACUUUGACACGAGAAACCCUCGCACUCACCAGGACGUGGAUCCUGAGAAAACGACCACGCGAGAGCUGUUCAGCCGCUUUGACCUGGGACAGGACGUCAUAGAGGUCACAGGUCACGCCAUAGCCUUACACUCCAGCGAGAGGUCAGUCAAGAUGCGAGCUAGUGAUCCCAGAUGUUUCAGAUGUCCUGGUCAGAUGCCUCCAUGUGGUUUCCUGCUCUGCAGCUACCUGGAUCAGCCCUGUUUGGAAACCAUCAACCGGAUCAGGCGGUACUGCGAGUCUUUGUCCCGCCACAACAGCAGUCCGUACCUGUACCCGCUGUACGGCCUCGGCGAGCUACCGCAGGGUUUCGCCCGACUGAGUGCAGAGUACGGAGGAACCUUCCUGCUGAACAAACCAGUGGAUGAAAUUGUCAUGGACAACGGCAAAGUGAAAGCUGUCAAAUCGGAUGGGAAGGUUUUCCACUGUAAGCAGUUAAUCUGUGAUCCCAGCUACGUUCCUAACCGGGUCAGGAAAAUGGGACGUGUCGUAAGGGUUAUCUGCUUAUUAAAUCAUCCGGUUAAAAACACCCAUGAGGCCAGCUCCUGUCAGAUCAUCAUCCCUCAGGCAGAGCUCAACAGAAAGUCAGACGUUUACAUAUGUGUAGUGUCCUACAGUCACAGUUUGGCCUCGGACGGGAUGUACAUCGCCACGGUGAGCACGACUGUAGAGACCAACAAUCCAGAGAAAGAAGUGGAGCCGGCCCUGGAGCUCCUGGAACCCAUCAUGCAGAAGUUUGUCUCCGUCACCAACGUGCUGGUUCCAAAUGAGGACGGACGAAAGAGUCAGAUAUUUGUGUCCCGGUCUUAUGAUGCAACAAACCACUUUGACUCAGAGUGUGAGGACAUCAAGGACAUGUACCGGCGGAUCACCGGAGCAGAGCUCUGCUUCGGAAAACCUCGCAAUCUGUCCCACAACGCCGACGACGACUGAGAGAGCCAUCUCCACCUGGAACGCUUGAACAGACAAGAUGGCUUCCACACACAGCCGUGAAGCAGCUCUGUAGUUAUAUAGUGAACUGUGACUGAUAUGUAAAUGUUGGAAAUCCCCUUUUCUCCUUUUGAUUGUUAUAAUUGGUUCUGAUUGAGAAAGCUUGCAUGAAACAGUGUAAUUUUUGAGCCCUCUA
Molecule: messenger RNA, 1703 nt
Organism: Poecilia latipinna (sailfin molly)
Lineage: Eukaryota; Metazoa; Chordata; Actinopteri; Cyprinodontiformes; Poeciliidae
Product: rab GDP dissociation inhibitor beta
Exons: 10
Coding region: 101-1510 (469 amino acids)
Biological process (GO): vesicle-mediated transport; protein transport; small GTPase-mediated signal transduction
Cellular component (GO): cytoplasm
Molecular function (GO): Rab GDP-dissociation inhibitor activity
Source: RefSeq, a predicted model, not a curated record